AUGACAGUCGUCUUCGUCCUCCUGGCCAUCCCAACAAUAAUGGACGUCUUCCCUUCCGCAAAGAACACACCAACCAGCCAGAUCCUCUUCACGCAAUGCAUAACAGCAGUCAUAUUAAUCGCCCUGCUCAUGAAAUUCCUCCUUUUCCGACUGGGAACACACGCGACAAUGUUCGCCAGCACGCCUUUCGCCCAAAAUGAUGCAAAUACAAGACAGAGCAGACACCAACACCGACAAAGCCAAAUCAUCGAAGCACAACUCCCCCGCCCAUAUCUCGGAAAGAAUGUCGCUGGUUUGGUCCUUGCUGCUGCGUCGGCGUGUACAUUCGGAUGUACAUAUUACAUCGUGGACAGUCUGGCCGGAGUAGCCGGGAUGACUGGUUCAAACGAGUCGUUCCUGGCUGUGACGAUUGUCCCGAUUUUAGGGAAUUUUGUCAAGUAUCACUCCAUCGUGACGGGGUCUAGGUCUUAUAACCAGGUUGAGCUGGGAAUUCGGGCGAUUAUCAAUUGUGUUUUGAGGGUUACGAUGCUUAUUGCGCCGCUUUUGGUUCUUGUUGGGUGGGCUUUUAAUCGGCCGCUUAUUUUACGGUUUGACGGGUUUGAGGCUACGACACUUUUGCUUAGUGUUGUUGUUAUGACUUACCUUAUUUCGGAUGGGAGAAGUAAUUAUUUUGAGGGGUUGAUGUUGAUAGGGACGUGA
Messenger RNA from Penicillium canescens, 699 nucleotides. RefSeq names its product Sodium/calcium exchanger membrane region. The record is from RefSeq and is a predicted model, not a curated record. The transcript has a single exon. Gene Ontology annotation, cellular component: fungal-type vacuole membrane. Gene Ontology annotation, biological process: intracellular calcium ion homeostasis; calcium ion transmembrane transport. Gene Ontology annotation, molecular function: calcium:proton antiporter activity. The coding region runs from base 1 to 699 and encodes 232 amino acids. Lineage: Eukaryota; Fungi; Ascomycota; Eurotiomycetes; Eurotiales; Aspergillaceae.